Messenger RNA from Cygnus atratus (black swan), 1257 nucleotides. RefSeq names its product SFT2 domain containing 1 (gene SFT2D1). Gene Ontology annotation, cellular component: membrane. Lineage: Eukaryota; Metazoa; Chordata; Aves; Anseriformes; Anatidae. Gene Ontology annotation, biological process: vesicle-mediated transport. Bases 107 to 586 code for a protein of 159 amino acids. The transcript has 8 exons. The record is from RefSeq and is a predicted model, not a curated record.
AGCUUGAGGGGGAGGGGCUACCGGCACUUCCGGUGGGGCCCGCGAGCCGUGCGGAGCCGUGCGGGGAGGUCCCGGUCCCGGUCCCGGUCCUGGCGCCGGCCCCGGCAUGGAGAAGCUGCGGCGGGUGCUGAGCGGGCAGGACGACGAGGAGCAGGGGCUGACGGCGCAGGUUCUUGAUGCCUCAACGCUCAGCUUUAGUACACGAGUCAAGUGGUUUGCCAUAUGUUUUAUUGCUGGUGUUGUGUGUUCUAUUCUUGGAACAGGAUUGCUAUGGCUCCCGAAGGGAAUCAAGCUUUUUGCAGUGUUUUAUACCCUGGGAAAUAUUUCUGCAUUGGCCAGUACAUGUUUUCUGAUGGGGCCACUGAAGCAACUGAAGACGAUGUUUGAGCCAAAAAGAUUAGUAGCUACAGUUGUAAUGCUGCUUUGUCUAGUAUUGACUCUGUGCGCUGUAUUCUGGUGGAACAAAAAAGGUUUGGCGUUGUUAUUCUGCAUAUUGCAGUUCUUGGCAAUGACCUGGUAUAGUCUGUCAUAUAUUCCUUUUGCAAGGGAUGCUGUGAUUAAAUGCUUCACAUCCUGUCUAGGAUAAGUUGAAAACAAGAACUACUGUAUACUUUGAAAGCAACUCCGACUCCUCUGUGAACUUUUCUUGGAGAACUAUACUUCUCCACUCCUGAAAUACCCAGUAAUAAUUUAGUAUUUUCCUUUCCUUUUGCCUUUGGGGGAUUAAGUGAUUUUUACUAGAAACAGCUUUUAAAAUAAAUCAGGCGAACUAUAUGUUUACCCUGGAACCUUUAGGCUUUUUAACUAAAAAAAAAAAAAAGUACAUUGAAAUACUUCUUGUUAAGAUCAGUCUUAAAACUCCCUUGCGUCUAGUAACACGGAUUAUUUCCCAGUGUAGGCAGGCCCCCAGAAUCUGGGUAAUGUGCAUAAAGUUUUCAUUUACUGUUCUGUCUAAAACUUGCAAUGUGCCAUUUAUGUUUAUAUAUUAUUCAUGGUAUGUUUUUCCAAAGACAGAGUUUUAUAAACAUUGUAAAGAUCUGGUAAGUUAUAAUUAACUGCUGCUUUGAAAUGUCUAUACUUGUGCUUUAUGGAAAAAGCUUAAUGAAAGUAUGUGAAAGUUCUGUUGAAAGCUAAUUGAUUUUAUUAAAAUUAUGUUUUAAACACUUUUGUUACUUUCAAUUUAAAUACUUUUUACUUAAAAGUUAUGAAUAAUGUAUGAAUGAUUUGUGAAAUAAAUUAGUUUUACAGGUGCCUAAA